AUGUUACUGCGCAAGAUUCCCAGACGCAAACUUAGAGGACAAACCUGGCGGUCAACCAUGGUACCUAGAGCUACUUCCAGUACCUUGCCCAGGGGAGCGCUGAUUGCAUUUCACAUCCCACAACCUCUCGGCCACCUCACGCUAGAAAGAAACACUGAUACGGCCCUCUUCUCGGUGCCCCCAGCGACUGCUUUGUCACGUAUCGUAUAUCAAUCUAAGACCCUCAGUGGCUCUCUUGUUCCUGUGUCUGCAUACGUGCUUCGGCCGUUGAGUCCUCGUGCCGGCUCCGAUGGAUAUCAAAUCGUCGCCUGGGCACAUGGCACGAGCGGCUCCGCGCCGAAUUGUGCCCCAUCUCAUAUAAAGAACCUUUGGCAACAUUUUCUGGCACCUUACCAACUUGCUCUUCAGGGAUAUGUUGUAGUCGCAACGGACUAUGCUGGCCUAGGGGUUUCCAAAGAUGCUUCAGAUAUCGCUAUUCUCCACGAAUAUCUCGUGGGUCCGAGCCACGCAAAUGGCCUUUUUUACUCAGUCGAGGCGGCUCAGGCCGCUUUCCCAGAGCUCUCAGCUUCUUUUGUUAUCGCUGGGCACUCCCAAGGUGGUGGGGCUGCAUGGGCUGCCGCUCAACGGCAGGCCGUAGACCCUGUCUCUGGAUAUUUGGGAGCUGUUGCCCUAGCCCCCAUCACGACCGUCAUUGACCAAUCUGAGCCAACUCUCUCCAUAAUUGGGCUGGCAAUGACACCUGUGAUCGAGGCGACGUUCCCCGAACUCAAGCGCACAGAUAUACUCACGCCCGAUGCUGUUGAGAGACUCGCUUUGGCUCGGCAGAUUGGGGGAUGCUCUACAACCUCUUUGACGGUGUUAAUGGGCGUGCAGCUUAUGCAACCGGACUGGCUGGAGAACCCUUUUGUCCGAAAGUUUCAGGCUUUGAUUGCUAAUGGGGGGAUUGCUAUUGCGGAGCCCCUUUUAGUGAUCCACGGCGAGGGGGAUCCCCAGUUGAACGUCAAUAUGACCACUGCUGCGAUUGAACGGACAGCGGCGGAGUUUCCUAGAGCGAAGAUAGAAUAUAUUCGGGUCCCAGGCAUGUCACAUAAUGGUUGUAUGCCGGGUUCCCAAUGGCUAUGGAUGGAUUGGAUUGCAAAUCGUUUUGCCGGAAUUGAGCAGAAGCCGGGGUUGAAAAGCUGGACAUUGAGUGUUGCUAUGCCGAAUUCCUCCUACCAACGAGAGUUAAACUGGUCGGUUGCGCCGGCCACUAAAUUCUAUGAGACACCCUGA
Venustampulla echinocandica is the source of this 1272-nucleotide messenger RNA. RefSeq lists its product as uncharacterized. Gene Ontology annotation, molecular function: triacylglycerol lipase activity. The record is from RefSeq and is a predicted model, not a curated record. Gene Ontology annotation, biological process: lipid catabolic process. The transcript is spliced from 2 exons. NCBI's taxonomy places the organism in Eukaryota, Fungi, Ascomycota, Leotiomycetes, Helotiales, Pleuroascaceae. The coding region runs from base 1 to 1272 and encodes 423 amino acids.